Clarias gariepinus (North African catfish) is the source of this 6409-nucleotide messenger RNA. RefSeq names its product listerin E3 ubiquitin protein ligase 1 (gene ltn1). The record is from RefSeq and is a predicted model, not a curated record. The transcript has 30 exons. Gene Ontology annotation, biological process: rescue of stalled cytosolic ribosome; ribosome-associated ubiquitin-dependent protein catabolic process. Gene Ontology annotation, cellular component: RQC complex; cytosol. Gene Ontology annotation, molecular function: ubiquitin protein ligase activity; zinc ion binding; ribosomal large subunit binding. NCBI's taxonomy places the organism in Eukaryota, Metazoa, Chordata, Actinopteri, Siluriformes, Clariidae. Bases 90 to 5393 code for a protein of 1767 amino acids.
UGCGACAGUUUUAAAGCGGUGUAACAGCUAGCUGCCUUGUACAGGCUGAGCUGAAACCAGGGGAUAAACGUUGAAGAGAAUUACUCAAGAUGGGUGGCAAAAACAAACAGAGGACGAAAGGGAACGUUCGGCCAUCCAGCAGUGGCAGAGCUGCCGAACUUCUAGCUCGGGAAAAUGGAGUGGUUCCUGGAUUUGUCGGAUUUGGGAUUUCAACCUCAAAUGACCCGGGAUAUGUGCCUGCAGUCCACGGUGCUGAGGAAAUAGACAACCUGGUGGAUGCUGAUUUCCGUCUGGUUUUAAGGAAAUUGUCCAAAAGAGACACCGUCACGAAAUUAAAGGCUGCACAGGAGUUUGGCUCUAUGUGUCAAGAGCGUGAUUCAGAAGUAGUCAAAGGAGUUCUUCCGUACUGGCCACGCAUAUACUGUAAAAUAUCAAUGGAUCAUGAUAGACGAGUUCGAGAAGCCACGCAGCAGGCAUUUGAGCAGCUGAUUCUGAAAGUCAAGCGUAACCUCGCCCCAUAUCUGAAGGCAAUUAUGGGCCACUGGCUCAUAGCUCAGUGUGACACUUAUUCCCCUGCUGCCUCUGCUGCUAAUGUCGCCUUUCAGGCUGCCUUCCCUCUCAACAAGCAGCCAGAGGCUCUCAGCUUCUGCAAAGAUGAAGUGCUGAAUGUUCUCCAAGACAAUCUGCUUAAGGAAACAGCUGAAACGCUCAGUGAUCCACAGAGUGUACCAGAAGAGGAGCGACAGGCAAAAUAUGUGCGUGUCCUGACCAGCUCGCUGCUGGCUCUCAAGAAACUGCUUAUGUCCAUAUCCAUUUCUGAUCGCGAGACUCUGAGCCCGCGGCUUGCUCACAUCAUCUCACAGGGGAAGUUCUGGAAGUACAGCAAACACAAAACCCCUCAGGUUAGAGGGGCGUUCUUUAAAGCGGUAGCUGCGCUGUGUGAACACGUACCUCAGGUUGUUCAGACUGAAGCAGCACGAGUUUGUUCUGCCGUACUUCUAAACAUCGACGACUCUGACCCUGUUGUGUUGCCGCCGCUGUGGGACGCUGUGCUGCAUGUAAUCUCCAGCGUACAGGAUUGCUGGUCUCAUGUAAAUGCUCAGAAGGGUGUGCUGCCCAAGCUUUACGCUUUGUUGAAAGGAGGAGGACGAGGUCUGGCCACCACCCUGCACCCCAACAUGCUUCCUUUAAUCAGCAAACUGCCAAGAGAGGUCACCGAGCCCAAACUCGUCUUCUGUAGCACCUUCUUCUCUUCAAUUAUACAAGGUCUUUCCAGUGAGCGUGCGUUAGUUAGCCCCUCAGAGUGUGCAGCCAUCAUCUUUGCUACCAUGGAGUGUCUCCGUUUCCUUGUGCUACAGAAUGCAGAAGAGGAGCAAGAGCAGCGUGCCAUCCAGGACAUGCUCAUCUCAGAGCAGCUCCUGCCUUUGAUAGACAAAGCCCUUGGAAGCCAUGCAUUGCAAAGCAGUCCUCUGUUCUCUCAGAUCACUGAGAUGCUUGUCUCAUGGGAGAGGCGAGCAGUCGGGAAUCAGGCCACCACUUUCCUCAGACUCCUAGCAGAUUUCUGGGAGGGUUUAGGCAGGCUAUGUGUGCGUUAUGUGGACCAGGAGGAGCAGCAAGUUGAGCAGGUGGUGCUGCAGGGCAUUGCCUCACUGUUGCAGAUCAUGCAGAAUCCAGAAAGUUGCUGUACCAAGCAGGGGAAGAAAAAGAAAGCUGUAAAGGUUUGCUUCUCUGAGGAGGAGGUGAAUGGACAAGUGGAGAAAACCCUGAGCCAGACUCCAGCGGUGGAGACCUUACACACGCAGGAGAAGACAUAUUCUCCCCUGAGGAGCAGCCACCUGUUGGAACUGGUGUGCCAGCUGGCCGAGCUGAACAUGGUGUAUGUGAGUGAGCGUGACUCUGAGAGGCACCUCCACUUCCUGGCUCUGUUGCUUCAAGCUUUCCCAACCACCCAGGUGUUCCAAGGGCUGGUGAAACCAGAUGAUGGGAAGACUGAGGUCGAGUUGGAGGCUGAGUUGGCAGAAAAUCCAGCGAUCCGUUUCCUCCUGCAGAGGGUGGUGGUGUGGCUCAGGCAGGACGACAGAAAAGACACAGACUUCCUGGUGGACAUGGUGUUCAGUUCUUUGCAGUGCUGCAGCUCGAACGCAGAACAGACUCUUGUACUUAACCACAUCACUGUGGACUUACAAUGGAGUGUUAUCCUGCAGAUUGUCCAAAAGGCGUGUGCUGAUGCUGGCCAUUUGAAGGUGUGUGUAGGGUGGUUAAGAGGGUCUGUGUUAGGUGAGCGUGUGGUAAGACUGGCUGGCGAGCUGUGUGCUGUGGGGCUGAAAGGUUCUCCCUCAGCUGCUUCUGCCCUGGAUCAGCAUAACCACAGCUGGCGCCUCAUUAGUCUGGCUCUAUCUCAGCAGCAUGACAACGAGUAUUUGAUAGGAAAGGUGUAUGUAGAGCAGAUCAUCGAGCGGCUUCAUGCUACACUGUCUGAGGCGAAGGGCAUGUCUGAUGCUGGCAAUAUGGAACCUCUGGUCUCCUUCAUAUCCGACGUAGCCUUUAACUUCUUCUCAUCGGUUAAAGGCUGUCUCCUGCUAGCUGCUGCAGAGGAUCUGCUGCUCACUAUUUUCCAGCUGUGUGCUCAGGAUCAGACGCUUACACACCUUUCGGACACUCUGCGAGAGAAGCUGAAGCAUGCAUACACUGUCGGAGUGCACUCGUUGGUUACGCACUUGGGGGCAGGUGUGACAAAGGAUACCGUCCUCCACAAUGCCGCUCUCUGGGUUAAAAACCAACUUCUCACUUCUCCUCUCACUGUAAAAAGUCUGCAGGUUCUGGUGGAGGCGGUUCAAAGCUUAACGGAAACUCUAGCUGCUGCUCAGACCAGCGACUGUCUGCUGUCUCAGUUCAUCUGCUGUUUAACUCCAACAAAUGAGGAGUGGAAUAAGCUCAGAGAAGGCUUGUCACAUCAGUGGGUGAAGCGCCCCUUGCUGUGCAGACAUUUAAGAGCAAUUUGUGUGUCCCCUGGCGUGGACGUGUGGAAGGUGAAAAGUUUAAACACACUCCCGGGACACCUCUGUGCCAGUGCUCUGUUGGGGAAGUUAAUCUUCAGUGCAGUGCCAGCUGAUGAGCAGCAGGAGGAGACAGACACCGCUGAGCUGUCUGAUCUUAAACACACAGUUGCAGAAGUUCUCUAUGCACUACAGUGGUGUGAAGAGAUGGAACAUCGCCCUGGCUCGGUGUCUGAAUAUCACAAAAUGCUUCAGGAAUGGGACAUAUUCCAGAAAGUACACACAAACAGCUCUAAUAAAGUUGCCAUUUUGGAAACCCUGUUCACAAGGUCACGAGAAGGGGGUGCCCUCUGGUCCCUGACUUUGGCAAACUACGUUCAGAAUAGCAAAUCAGUUGCCAGUCACAUCAUGAGUCUCUAUGAAAGUGUGGAAAGUUUUUACCCACUCUCAGAGCAGGGGGUGAGCACUUUACAGGUGCUGUGUCCGUAUAUGACUUCUACGGAUAGAGAAGCACUCAUCGCUCUGUCCAUUGCUGAACUGCUCAACUGGCAGGAGAGAGAACAAGACUGUGCACAAAGUGUUUGGGCGUGUCUAGCGGUGCUGAACUGUUGUCUGCAGGCUGAGACUCCUGUUGAGGAAGAGAUACUGCUGGCUGUUAUGGCCACCAUGUUCGAGUGGCGCAACAGCAAAGAGGAAUGGUUUCUCUUCAACAGUGACCUGGGGAAGGUGUCUUCUGCACAGCUGGCCCUACCUGUGGAGAUGAUGCGUUUCCUGUCUUGGCUGGUGAACAAUUCUCCCACAGUCCUCUGCAACACUCACUGGGACUUUCUACUCUGUUCUAUGCUGGCUUGGCUAGAGACUGCCUGUGAGAGCAGCAGGGCAUUCUGGAACCCUUGUGUGCAACAGUUUGUACAGGCUAACUGUGGGCUGAUCAUCACGCUAAAUGAGUUCUUCACAGCGCCACCUGCUGGUGUAAUGGAGCAGCUCCCGUCUGAUCUCAGCUCUGAAUGGCAGGAGUUCUUCAUGGAGGGAAUCCACAAUCUGCUGCUGCCUCUGCUGAUCAAGAUUCCUGUGGAGUUUUCUGAGCCAGAUGAAGCGGUGUUCCCCGUGGCUGUGGUGGAGGCGGUGGGUGAAGCUCUCAGGCACAUUCCUGUCCACCUGCUUACACACAACACACUUCCAGCUCGGUUUGUGGCAGACCAGAGGAGCAGCCUGCCUGAUGCCCUGCAGACACUGCUGAACACACUCGCACCGCUCCUGCUGUUCAAGAGCCGGCCACUGCAGCUGGCUGUCUACCACAUGCUGCACAAGGUAAUGCCUUUACUACCUGAAAGUGACAGCGAAAAUGCAAGCACUAAAUCUGAAGAUGAAGACGAGGAAGAGCCAUCCUUGUCUCCUCCGGCUGCUAUUAUGAGUAUACUUACAGCAGCAGAGGAGUUGGUGGAGAAUAUUUUGGGUAGUGUAGAGGUGGGCGAGUUUGCCGUUGUGCAGCCUCUCAGCAUGGAACACUGUUGCAUCCUGGGAUAUCUGUUGUCCUGGAAACUUCUUCUCAUCUUCUUUAAGGCUGCACCAUCGCAGCUGCGUGUUCAAUACUGCCUGCAUUUAAAGAAGACGCGUUCACUGCAUAAGCUGCUCCUGCACCUGUUUCGGCUCAUGCCCGAGAACCCGACUCUGCCUGGGCAGCUCGCAGAAACAGCCAGCAGAGAGCCCAAAAGCUUCUUCACCGAGAGCCUGUCUCUCUCCCUGCAUCAGAUGGACAUCUCGCAGUCUGAGGUUCCACACUUGGCCUGCUCUGUGUACUACAGUGCUCUGAAGGACCUGCCAGCCAUGGUGCGUCUGUGGUGGAACAGUCAGGAGAAGCGUGUGGUUAGCACUGUGGAUAAAUUCACCAGCAAGUAUGUGAGCAGUGUGCUGUCGGCGCAGGAGAUCGCCUCGGUGCAGUCCAGCACGCAGACCUUUGACAGUAUGACGGUCAAAGCUCGCUCUGCCACGAGAGAGGUGAUAGCGACAUACUCUGUGGAUGAUAUUUUUAUUGAGCUAGUGAUCCAGCUGCCUCAAAACUACCCUCUGGGUUCCAUUAUUGUGGAGAGUGGCUGCAGGGUCGGAGUCGCGGUUCAGCAGUGGCGCAACUGGAUGUUACAACUUAGCACCUACCUUACACACCAGAACGGCAGUAUUAUGGAAGGUCUGGCUCUGUGGAAGAACAAUGUGGAUAAGCGUUUUGAAGGAGUUGAGGACUGCAUGAUCUGCUUCUCCGUCAUCCACGGAUCCAACUAUUCGCUUCCUAAGAAAGCCUGCCGUACCUGUAAGAAGAAGUUUCACUCUGCUUGUCUGUAUAAAUGGUUCACAUCAAGCAACAAAUCCACAUGCCCGCUGUGUAGGGAGACGUUUUUCUAACCUCCAGAAUGGACUUUGAAGCAAGAAAUAUGCUUAACAAUAAUUUGUACAGAAAAUUGUAUACGUAAUUUUGGUUAAGAUAGAAGGUGUUUUGGCAGAAAAGCCUGUUUUAGGAAUCAAGACAGGCACUGACUUUACCACCUCUGUCUUCUCAUUAAGAAAAAGAGUGAUAAAAAGGACUCAAUAAAACAGCCUGAAUUGGAUCCAUUAAUUCAGACCAGAGGGACUGACAUUGCAUCCAAGCUACAGUAUGUUUAUUUUCCUUAAUAUAUUGAUUGGGCUGGACCGCAUUAUCUUGACUGCCUUGUUAUGACUGAUUCACUUUGUUUUAUAAAAUCCUGAUGCUCAUCAAUGAACUUUGAAAAAACUUUAUUGCAUAUUCUGCGAUCACCUGGAGAGGAUUAUCCAUGAAAUCAUAAAUAUAUAAACUUUAAAUUUCCUAAAAAAUAUUUUUGUGUUAUAUUAAUCCCUGUGGGUGGCAUAGUAGUUAGCGCUGUGGCCUUGCACUUCCAGGGUCAAAGGUUUGAUUUGCGCUUCGGGUCUGCGUGCAUGGAGUUUCCAUAUUCUCCUCGUGCUAGGUGGGUUUCCCACGGGUACUCCAGUUUCCAGUGUGUAAGUGUGUGCCCCCGUUGGAUUGGCAACCCAUCUAUGGUGUACCCUGCCUCAUGGCCUAAACCUCCUGGGAUAACCUCUAGGCCCCCAGUGACGGAUAAUCGGUGUAGAAUAUGAAUGAAUGAAUGAAUCCCUGUUCUGUUUUGACUGAACUUUGAAGUUUGCCUGUAUAUUAGAAUGUUGUGUGGGACCAUGCUUCUCCAUUGUUCAGAACAACUUUAUUUUUCUGAUUUAUAGAUAAUUUGUUCAUUUAUGUUUCUGUAUUCAUUUGCAUAGAUUCUGCUGCCCUAUUAAUGUAGAAACUCUUAAUGCGAUUGAAGACUCAUAUUAAGUCAGACAUGCUUUUAUCCAAUGCUUUUAUCUUCUCACCAAGGGUACAAUAAAUCGAUUCUUAAUCAUGAUAA